AUGGCAAGAAAGAUUCAAACGGUUAAUGAUGCCAUGAGAAUUUUUGAAGCGUGUAGACAAGGUAUACUUCAAAGAACUACACGUCGAUUAUUAGAAAAAGAAAAGGAAGAAUUGCGUAGUGGUCAAGUCCUUUGGUCACCUAGUCGAAUUAUUAAAGAUUUCUUAGUUUAUCGCGAAUUAUCGACACGUGAUCGAAGUGUUAAACGAGACGAACCUAUUGACGAGGGUUUACGGAGGCGAGUACAAGCUGAAGGAUUAAAAGUUCAUCAAUGUAGUAAAGGAACUUUUAUAUUAAGGAAUAAUGGAUUCUUGAAAAAAACUAUUUCCAUAAAAUUUAAUGGAACUUAUCAGCAUAUGAUUAUUUAUGAGGAUGGAAUAGAUGUAGAAACAGAUGAACUUUUACCACCGCAAGCAUUUGAAGAACUUCGUUUUAUUCAACCUGGUUUUAAUAAUAAUCCUUUUGAUGAUUUGAUGAGUUCAAUUAAUUAUAAUCAAGAUACUAUUAUUACCACUGGAACUGAAGAAAACGAAAGUUCCAAGUUUGCAAAAGUUGAUAAUAAUGGAACUGGUUUUAUUCUUAACGAUAAACCUUUUUAUAUUGUUGGAGCAAAUUAUUGGCAAGCAAUGAAUUUAGGAAUGUCAAAUAAAGGAGAAGAAAGAGAAGGAGGAAAUAGGUCAAGAGUUAUUAAAGAUUUAACAACCCUUAAAAAAUAUGGAAUUAAUUGUAUUAGAAUUAUGGCUGGUACUGAAGGUCCACCCGGAGAACCUCAAAGAAUGUAUCCCGCUUUAAUGAAUUAUCCUGGUGAAUAUGAUGAAAAAGUUUUUCAAGGUCUUGAUUGGUUUCUUGAUCAAUUGAGAAAUUUUGAAAUGACUGCAAUUAUGGGUAGUAAAGAUUUUACAGAAUUUGAAAAAUAUGCGGCAAGGUUUUAUUCGGAUCCCAAAAUUUUAGAAAUUUGUCAAAAUUAUUAUUUAAAUCAUGUAAAAACUGUAGUGAAUCGUAAAAAUACUAUAAAUGAUUCAUCAGCGGGUUAUAUUAAAUCAUUAGAUUCAAAUCAUUUGGUUACUACAGGAUCGGAAAGUAAAAAUGGGGAAGAAUGGUUUGUCACCAUGCACAAGAGUAAAAAUAUAGAUUUUUCUUGUGCUCACGUUUGGGUGGAAAAUUGGGGUUAUUAUAAUUCCGAUGAUUCAAGUAUUGAGAAUUAUCAAAUAGCUGAAAAUUUCAUGUUGAACUUUUUACAAAAUGUUAGUGAUUGGUCAAUUAAUAUUUUACAUAAACCAAUUAUACUUGAAGAAUAUGGUAAAUAA
This is a messenger RNA of Diversispora eburnea, 1305 nucleotides long. The record is from the annotation of a GenBank genome assembly. NCBI's taxonomy places the organism in Eukaryota, Fungi, Glomeromycota, Glomeromycetes, Diversisporales, Diversisporaceae.